GCAAUAUAUGAGGGAGUGAGUAAGCAGAACACAUCACCCUUCACACCAUUCACCCUCAAUCUCUCAAAAAAGAUUGAAACUUUGGCCUUUUUGAUCCGAACCCAUUUCCCCACAUAACAUUUCUCGCCGGAAAGUCGCCGGAGAGUUGACUCCAUGGACGUUGACUCGUGGGCCUCCAGAGUUCAUGCUGCCAAGAGCCUCUCUGCUGUUCAUGCUACUCGGAUGCACUAUGAUAAUCAUUUUGCCUUGGACGAUUCUGAAGGAGAUGAUGAUGCAAAGUCUUGUUUUCUAUGCCCUUUUUGUUAUGUGGACAUUGAAGUCCCUAUGCUCUGCAACCACUUGGAGGAAGAACACUGCUUUGACUUCAAAAAUGCAGUUUGUCCUUUAUGUGCAGCAAAUCUAGGGAAGGAUGUCAUCGGACAUUUCAUGGUGCAGCACGCAAGCUCCUUCAAGCACAGGAGAAAAUCUCAAAAAUCCGGUCCCUGGACUGGUAGUUCAGCAAUGAAAGCGCUGCUGAAGAAUGGAAGGGCAUAUGCACAUGAAUCUGCACCUGAUCCUCUCCUCUCACCUUUUAUCUGCAAUGUAUCAUUUUCAGAUCCUAAUGGUACUCCGCAAGAUGUUUGUUCUGAUAUCAAUGCCCCUAUUAUUUCCGAUAUGAAAAGCACUGAGCCAUCUUUGCCAGAUGAAGGUUGUGAAAAGGAUAAUGCAGAGAGAAGGCAGAGGGCAACAUUUGUGCAGCAGUUGAUUGCAUCAACCAUAUUCUCAGAUCUAUGAAUUGUUUCUGAGCUAGAGACUUAAAGCGGAAGAUGCAGGAUAUUGCUCAUCUCAUCAUUCACCAAGGAUGCUGCUGUAUCAGUGUGUCGUUAGGCAAUGAAUCUACACAGUGGAGCGUGAAUUUAGGAAGUCACAGUCUAUAUUAGGGUAUUUACAGAGAGAAGUUGUCUUUAGAUAGACAAUGUUUGUUGCAAUGAGACACUGUAUACAUGUUUGUAAACUAUUUAUCCUUUUAUGGCUAUUUAUAUAUAAGCAGCCUCUUUUAGAGGCGACUUUCAUAUUAA
Messenger RNA from Rosa chinensis, 1058 nucleotides. RefSeq names its product protein DEHYDRATION-INDUCED 19 homolog 5. The transcript is spliced from 5 exons. Bases 154 to 774 code for a protein of 206 amino acids. The record is from RefSeq and is a predicted model, not a curated record. Lineage: Eukaryota; Viridiplantae; Streptophyta; Magnoliopsida; Rosales; Rosaceae.